AUGAGAGAAAAAGAAAUGCCUCCUGCGCUACCAAAUGAAUCGCAAGUAGUUGCAAGGUCAACUAAUGAUGCCUACACAUCGUGCAUGUCAAAUGCAUAUCAUGCACUGAAAAAUAGAUUCAGCCAGAUACUGCAGAAAAAUGAUUCACUAACGAAGAAUCAAAGGUCUUUGCGACGGCAACUCGAUCAAGCUCAGCGAGAGAACACUAAGAUUCGUAACGAACGGCAGCGUUUGCAAGUGAACUACGAUAAACUAGCCAAAGAUAUAGGAAGGAUGUCAAUGGAAAAGUCCCAGGUGUAUGCGCAACUUGAACAUGAAAGGUUCCAAAGAGAGCUUGGAGACCUCGUUCUCGAUCAAUACAAAGACGAGAUUAUAGAGCGCAAUGAAGUAAUUGAACGAGAGGUAUUCAAGAAGGAGCUGAGCGACUUGCUCUUAGAGCAGUACCGCGGUGAGAUCGAAGAGCAGAAGAAGGCUCUGAGGGAGAACGAGCUCCGCAUUGCAUCAUGUCAUCGUCAAAUGUUUGCAUUCAACUCCCAAGUCUCGUAUUGGAGGCAAAGGGUCAAUUUGGGAGAGAACCAGAUCUGCAAGCUGACUUCCGAGCUUGAGCAUAGCAAAGGAGAAAUGCAUAGGCAAAACACAUUGAUCGCGAAGCUCGAGAAGGAACGAAGUGAGGCUAUGGACGGGUGUUCUUUUUUUCAGGCAGAGAUCAGAAAGCUCAAAGCUACAUACCACGAGCUGGAAAUGCGGGUCGAUGCAUUGGGCGCCACGGAUGUCACCGAGGCUGAUGAGCAAAGAAAGAGACGUAACACGAAAAAAAGGCGCAGACGGCAUACUAGCCAUCCACAUUCAUCUCUGUUCCCUGUGAAUCGUGAAAGCAAAAUGAAACCACCGAGGCCACCAACCCCUGGACUAGCUCUUCCUCACCGGGCAGAUAUCAAUUCAUCUGACUCUCAGACACAAAUCAUGGACUUUUGGUCCAGGUUACAUUCUCGAACACCAAGACUUGUCACGUCAAUAUUUCCUACAAACCUUCAUUUCCUUCUUCUUACAGACGAUGCUUGUUACCCAAAGCCAUUCGUUAUUUCUCAAAGCUAUGACAUAGCUGCUCGGCAAUGCCAGUCACAGGUUGAAACCAUAGUGAGCCAAUGCAACCAAAGCAAUACCAAGUUCCGCGACACAGACUUUGAUAUCGAAGGUGACUUUGCAACAAGCCAGCAUAAUUACCUCUUCGAUCUUACGACAUGUAUGGAGCAAACUAGCAGACGUGGCAAAGAUCCGUUCGUAAAGGGUUCGCCAUGGUCGUCACGCCGGUACUGCAGCCAUAGCAAUAAAGACGAUGACACAUCUCUCCCCGGCUCAGUUCAUCGCAUUUCUUGGAUUUUUGAAAAUCCACAAUUCAUUCAGGGAAAUAGCGGUGACUGUUGGUGGCUUGCUGCGUUAGGCACUAUUGCUCAUCGGGAGGAUUUGAUGAACAAGAUCUGUGUAGCGCGAAACGAAGAGGUAGGGGUCUAUGGCUUCGUAUUCUACAGAGAUGGGGCCUGGAUCUCAACAGUAGUUGAUGAUAAUCUUUACCUGAAAGAGCCGGAUUUUGACAAGGAGACGUAUGAUGCUACGGGCAGUAAAGCGAGACAUCACCGCAAACAGAAACAGUCCAACUCAGAAGCUCUCUUCUUUGCCAAGUGCAUAGAUCCAAAUGAGACCUGGCUUCCGUUGCUUGAGAAGGCAUUCGCCAAAGUCCACGGCGAUUACCAAGCUCUAGACGGAGGAUGGGCUGGCAUUGCAAUGGAGGAUCUCACUGGCGGUGUCGCUACACUUAUUGCGACCAAUAGUAUUCUCGAUAAAGAACGACUCUGGCGUGAGCUCCUCUCUUGCGGUAUCAUAGGUGGAGAAUUUCUUUUCACAUUGUCGAGUGGCGCUGGCUUUAAGCACCGAAACGGAAUUGUCUUGAGCCAUACCUACUCUAUCCUCGAGGCUAUCGAGUUGAAGAAGGAGCAUGGCGGCAUGACUCGCUUGGUCAAGAUUAGGAACCCCUGGGGCCAAAGGUCAGAUACUGGCUAUGGCGAGUGGUGUGGUGCAUGGGCGGAUGGUUCUAAGGAAUGGAAUACCUAUACAAUAAAUGCACUUCAUCACGAGUUUGGUGAUAAUGGCAUCUUCUGGAUGACUUACGAAGAUGCUAUGGAAAAUUUUGAUUAUAUGUAUAGGACUCGACUUCUACGUCACGGGUGGACUAUGGCACAGAAGUGGAUGAGUACUCUUGUGCCAUGGCUGCCAGGAUUUCUAAAGAAAAAGUUCAUUAUCGAUCUCAAAGACAAGAGCACCGUAAUUAUUGUUCUAUCUCAGCUAGAUGAUCGGUACUUUCCAGGGCUUCAAGGGGAGUACGACUUUACCCUUCAUUUCCUCCUGCGGCCUAUUAUCUCCAAGAUCGAUAUAUGUCGAGUUUCUCCAUGUCAUCUUGGCGACGGUCGAUCGAUUAACUGUGAACUCACCCUGGAGACAGGAACAUACGAGGUUAUCCCAAAAAUCAUCGCGGAAAGGAAUGGCCUCGGCCCGGUGGAGGAAACAGUUAAACUGGCUGCAAGUAGGAAUCCUCAGAAGUUACGCCAAGUUGGGUUGCAGUACGAUCUUGGAUAUGCCAAAGAAGGAGUCAUAGACCCCAGCCAGCAACUGGAACAGCCUCCUCCCAGUGACCUAAGAGCAAAGAGCGCAAACUUGAGGUCCAACUUUUCUCAAGAUAAGUGUCUGGAACAGUGGAGUCCAGUCUGCGUUAUUAGCUUGCGAGUCUAUGCUGAGCACCCCAACUUUGUUAUCAAUAUUAUGUAG
Molecule: messenger RNA, 2820 nt
Organism: Fusarium oxysporum Fo47
Lineage: Eukaryota; Fungi; Ascomycota; Sordariomycetes; Hypocreales; Nectriaceae
Exons: 7
Coding region: 1-2820 (939 amino acids)
Biological process (GO): proteolysis
Cellular component (GO): cytoplasm
Molecular function (GO): calcium-dependent cysteine-type endopeptidase activity
Source: RefSeq, a predicted model, not a curated record